AUGGCAUCGAACGUCCUUGAUAAGGUUAAAACUACCUAUGAAGGCGGAAGAGAACAAAUUACCAGAGCAGUUACUGAAGUUGCGCAAAAAAACAACAUAAAUUCUCCUUUACCAGGCGAUUUCGCUUCUGAAGUCACAAAAGCCACAAAUAUCUUGAAUAGCUUUACUGACCCAGAGAAAGUUGAAGGAGGUUUGGAUCAUGUAAUUCCGAGGGAAGUCUUUAAUAAAGCCCUUGGUUUAGCUAUCUUCACCGUUGUCAAAGCUGGUUUUGUAUGGUCCGGACGCGUCGGAUCGGGUUUGGUUGUUGCCAAACUUGAAGACGGAGGUUGGUCUUCUCCAUCUUGUAUUAAUAUCGGUGGAUUGGGUUUUGGUGCACAAUUCGGUGCUGACGUUACCGACUUUGUAAUCAUCCUCAACACCAAGGAAGCUGUCAAAGCAUUCUCCCAUGGUGAAAAUAUAACCUUGGGCG
Molecule: messenger RNA, 469 nt
Organism: Racocetra persica
Lineage: Eukaryota; Fungi; Glomeromycota; Glomeromycetes; Diversisporales; Gigasporaceae
Source: the annotation of a GenBank genome assembly